Messenger RNA from Anas platyrhynchos (mallard), 2348 nucleotides. It is a transcript of the gene TMEM170A, whose product is annotated as transmembrane protein 170A. Gene Ontology annotation, cellular component: endoplasmic reticulum membrane. The record is from RefSeq and is a predicted model, not a curated record. Lineage: Eukaryota; Metazoa; Chordata; Aves; Anseriformes; Anatidae. Gene Ontology annotation, biological process: endoplasmic reticulum tubular network organization.
CCUCGGCCGAGCUGUACGCCUCCUCCUCACAGCCCGACAUGGAGCCGCCGGUAACCACCGAGAGCCGCCGCCGCCGCCAGAGCGCCGCCCCCGCCGCCGCCGCCGCCCUCCAGCGCCCCCUAGAGGGGAGGACCCCGCUGUCCGCCCUGGAGGGAAGCCCGGCCCGCAGCCCCUCCGCUUCCGGGUGGCGCCCCGCAGCCGUUGCCAUGGCAGCGCGGUGCUGGUUGGUGGAUGGAGGUGCCUGUCAGCGCGCUGCGCUCUCCUAUUGGUCGAGGCGGGGGGAGGAGGGAGGGGCUGGUGAAGCGAUGGAGGGCGGCGAGGCGAGCGGCGGGCUGCUGCAGCAGAUCCUCAGCCUGCGCUUGGUGCCGCGCUCCGGUAACGGCACCGCCGCCUACUCCAACCCGCUGGCGGCCUUCUCAGAGAUGUGGUACGGGGUGUUCCUCUGGGCGCUCGUCUCCUCGCUCUCCUUCCACGUCCCCGCCGCCCUGCUCGCCCUCUUCACGCUGCGGCGCCACAAGUACGGCCGCUUCAUGUCGCUGGGCCUGCUGCUGAUGGGCAUCGUGGGACCCAUCACCGCCGGCAUCCUCACCAGUACGGCACCGGCCGCUUUGGGCAAAAAACACCCAGGUGCUGCCAUCGCAGGAGUUUACAGAGCCGCAGGGAAAAACAUGAUUCCCUUCGAAGCCCUCAUUUUAGGCGUGGGUCAGACGUUCUGUGUGGUGGUGGUUUCGUUCCUACGGAUUUUAGCCACUCUCUAGCUUUCUUUCGGAUGUUAGCGCUUGAAAAUGGAAGGGACUCCAAAGACCUGCCCCACUCCUGGGCUCUGUGAAUCGAGUAACAAGGGAGCGCAACUCGAGGGGUGCCUCAGUGUGCGCUUCCUCCCCUGCUCGAGGCCGUGUGAAGGCUUUCUGCCUCCAGGCUGGUGGCAGAGCCUGAUCUGAAGGGCUAUGUGCCACAAACGUGCACUGGAGAACGUGCUUUCUGUAACUUCUGUUGCUCGUGUGCCACCGUAACGGCUGGGCUAGCUCCCCCUGGCACUGCUGAAGCUGUGCCACUGAUCCGUGAGCAAACAGCUGCAAGCAACGCCCAGCUGCUUCCUGGCUAAAAUGUUCCACUAAAGGGGUCCCUGGUCUGCUUUAGAAAUUAAGAUGAGAUUUAAUUUUGUUACAUUUUCGUAACACUAAGUGCCAAGUGAAACUUUAUUUCCCUGGGGGAGGCUCAGCUACCUUCUGCAGGUGACAAAUUGUGGCAGCAGCAGAGCAUAACUGAACAGCAGCCACGCCUGCUGUGGUGUCUUCAGCGCUCAGUUAAUGCUUUGACCUCUUGCUGCUUUGUUUGCAGUGAGCCCAAAGCUCUUUUAGUGAGAAAUUUCCUUUAUUGUUUUUCUUCUGGCCCUAUCUUUGCUCAUGGUGAAGUUGGGGAGCAGCAAAAGGAAAAAUCAUAGCUGAGAAUGAAACCUUGCGGCCGAGAGCUGUGAACAUGCCUCGGGGCAAGGGAAAUGGUGUGAAAGUUGUGAUUCUAAUCAAUUUUAUUACUGUGAAGCUCUUCAGACACUGGACGUCCUGCCCGGGAGCUGCACCCCGCUGCCUGCAGCAGCAAUCCCAGGGCACGUGUGAGCGUGCACGGUUGUUUCUCGGGCUUUGGAGGAGAUCUGUGUUCCUGAACUCAUCCUGAUUUCACCUGCUGAACGUGCUCACGUCGGUGUGGGAGAAUUGGACAUCUUCACUGGCGUGCAAGCAUAAUUCUAGAUGCCCCUCAACCCCUACUGGCCGAGGUGCACUCCCUCCUAACACACUGGUUUAGCUUUAAGUGGACUUUUCAUUAAUUCUUCAUCUGCCCCUUGCCUGGAGGCGUGCUGUGCGCUCAGGGCACUCAGGUGUGCUCUCUGGGGGGUGGUUUUUGGGGCCGUGGGGAGGCUGGGGCUGAAUCCUGAGGCUUUUGCUGCGUGGAGUAGCCAGCCCCAGGGCUUUGCUGGGGUCCCUGCUGUUUUGUGGCUGCUGCCAUCAUCUGGGUUGCAGCAGGGAGGCACCAUCCGUGUCCGGCCUUCCAGGCCACGCUUCCCACCUGGGUUGUUUCUGAACUCGUUGGGUUUCCAGAGCAGCUCGCCCUCCGUGUCUAAUCCCCCCCGUACGGCCAGUGGUGUUCCACAAAGGUGAUGAAACAGCCCUGAACGGGAUCACGUGCAUCAUGAAAAAGAAAUUCUCUCGCUGUGAUAUGACUUCUCUUGAUCAGUCCUCUGGCAGCGGAUGGAGAAAGUUGUUUUUCAGGAGCUUGAAGGAGAAUACGCUCAAUUUUAGCCUGUGUUAAUCCAGGGAAUAAAGCUGUGAAUUUUAAGAGCUGAAUGCAAA